AUGGAAGAGUCCGCCCCGAAACGGCGGAGAACAUCGCCGCGUCUGAGCAGAGAGCGCGACGAAGCCAACACCGAGUCGACGACACCACCCGAUCCUCCCCCGCCACGAAGCUUGAUCCCGAGGCCGAGACGCCCAUCUUUCGCGUCGCCCACCAGGUCAAGUCUUUCGCGUACCAAUCCUGACAUCCUCCGACGACGAAGCCUCAGCCCGUCAAAGCCCGCCGCCGAAAAUGCGACCCAAUCCACGCAAGACGCCCGCGAGGGGUCCGCUGCACAGAGCCAGGAGUCUGGGCCGUCUUUGACGAGCAAGCCGGCGCGUCCCAGAACAAGCUUGUUCGAACCUGAGCCUACGCCGACAGAGUCCCCUCUUGGGUCUCCCGCACGACGAUUGCCGAGCUCUUCGCGAGCAGGACUUAGCGGAGCGUUGGCGUCUAGACCGCGCCGCUCCUCGGGCAAGCCUGUACCCAGACCGCUGCCCGAGCCAGAGGUGGAGGAAGAAGAGAUUAAUCCAUUUGCUCGGCGUGGGCUACGUCGCUCACCGCCGACUGGUGUCAUUCCCCAGAGAUCACAGCCUGAACCCGAGCCUGAGCCUGAGCCUGAGCUGCCGCCCACACCGACGCAGAGAGGCCAGGCUGACCCGGUGGUCACGACGCCGCCCGCCGGCAUCCACGAUACACCCUCAAAACGAAAGCGACGGCCCGCGUCGCCGUCCAAGAGUUCGCCCUUGAAGCAACCGCCCCUCCGCCCGCCCGAGUUCUCUCAGAAGACAAAGGAUCCCUCGAAGAAGGCCCCGCCUACCGUAACGCGAGAGAAAAGCCCAAGUAAGCCGGCGAAGAAGACACGGACGAGAAAAGGACCUGCAGGAACACACGAGGCGCGACAGAUACCAGCACCCGACCCGAAUGCUGAGCUCGAGGCAGAACGAGACGCGCUCGAAGCGGAGAUCGCCAAAUUGGAGGCAGACCUGGACUUUGCUACCGAGGAAAACGAGCGGAUUCGGAGAGUACAGUCGCUUAGGUCUGCGACUGGGUCUUCCGUGCCCGCUUCAAAGCGAGAGCAGCUCUUCGAUCUGUUGCAAAGGCACCUCGUACCCCCUCAGAAGGACAAGAAGCCCGACGCGGCGGAUGAGUGGUUUGACUUGGCGAUGAAUCCGACGUCUUGGUUAUCCAUGGCGUCUCUUGGGCAGACGCAGCCCUUCACGUCAAAGCCACAAGAAGAGGAACUUCCGGCACCAGUAUCGCAUCACCCAAUUCAGAUGACUGCCGUAGAAGAGCUGCCCUAUUUGCAAGCCUUCACACCCUUCGAGUUCUCGGGCACUACGAAUAUUCUGCCCCGCGAGAACGAAGACGAGCCUCUGCUGCGGAAGCACAAUAUCGUUGUCAGAUCUGCACACCCCACGGGACUGUUCAUGGCAAAGGUCGAAAUGACAGUCGACACCGAAAAGUUACAAAUCAAGCACCUGAGCGUGCCCCGACUCGACCCCGCCGCGGUCCCUGAACUCGGCCCCUUCAUCGAAAAGGUCGCCAGCGGUGGGUCCAACACGCAUAUGAAACGAAACGUCAGCAUCGUCACCUGGGCCAUGGCCGAGUGGUACCGCCUCGCCGUCGAGCGAGCCAACGUGUGGCAUGUCCUGGAGAGCGAGCUGGGGGAUAAGGAGAAGUUAGUCCAGAGCGUCGCCAAGAUAAGGACUCGGCGUAAGAUGCGCAGGAGGAAGGACGACGACGACCCGAGCCAGGAUGCAGACAGCAACCUUGGCGACAAAGAUCGGGCGCAAAACCUCACUCGCGGAGCGUUGCUUCCCCACCUCGGACGAACAGCCUACGAGAUCCCCAUCCCGGAUGCGGUGGACGAGGAGACGUCGUGCUUGAGGAUACAAUGGAGGAUAGACUUUGACUGGACUGGAGAGGCGCAGAGUAAAGUUGGAUUGAUGAUCGGCAUGCCGGGGCGUCUAGGAGAUGAGCGCGGCUCAUUAGCAGCAGCAUCCAAAGUCUUCGAGAGGCUCGUGCAAGGAAACGAAGGCCCUAUGACGGCUGUGCGUACGGUGGUUGCGCUACUGGCCGGGGACGCCUCUUCUUGA
Molecule: messenger RNA, 2076 nt
Organism: Colletotrichum aenigma
Lineage: Eukaryota; Fungi; Ascomycota; Sordariomycetes; Glomerellales; Glomerellaceae
Exons: 2
Coding region: 1-2076 (691 amino acids)
Source: RefSeq, a predicted model, not a curated record